GUCUUUAAACCCUGUUUAGGUUUUCCCCUAAGUUGUGAGAAAACAACCAAAUCAGAAUAUUUUUGUCCGGUGAUCGAUGGAGGUGGAGGUGAACGAGAAGGAGCUGAAAUCUGUUGGAGCUGAGCUUCUGCCGGAGGGUCGGCGUGGAUUGCGCAUACUUGGUUGGGAGAUCGAAACUUUGAAGCGCCCCAUUCUCAACUCACUUGAUGUCCAACAGUGGGAACAAAAGCUUCAGACGUCCCACUUGCCAGAGAUGGUUUUCGGAAACAGCUGUUUGGUUCUUAAGCACAUCAAUAGUGGCACUAAAGUUCAUUUUAAUGCAUUUGAUGCUCUAACUGGUUGGAAGAAGGAAGCAUUGCCACCAGUUGAAGUUCCUGCAGCUGCAAAAUGGAAAUUCAGAAGCAAACCCUUCCAGCAGGUGAUUCUAGAUUAUGACUAUACCUUCACAACACCUUAUUGUGGGAGUGAAACUGUUGAGAUAAAUACACAGCGCGGAAGAGAGACAUCUGAGGAGGGCAGUUGUAGUCUUCAUUGGGAGGACUGUGAAGAGCAGAUUGAUGUGGUUGCGCUGGCAUCAAAAGAGCCUAUUCUCUUCUAUGAUGAGAUAAUCUUGUAUGAAGAUGAAUUGGCUGAUAAUGGAGUAUCCCUUUUGACUGUAAAAGUGAGAGUAAUGCCCAGUAGUUGGUUUCUUCUCUUGCGUUUCUGGCUUAGAGUUGAUGGAGUACUUAUGAGAUUAAGGGACACGCGUAUGCACUGCAUUUUUGGGAAUGGUACAAAUCCCAUUAUCCUUCGAGAAAGCUGUUGGAGAGAAGCCACAUUUCAAGCAUUGUCUGCUAAAGGAUAUCCUUCUGAUUCUGCUGCAUAUAGUGAUCCAAGCAUCAUCAGCCAGAGGCUACCCAUCAUCAUGCGUAAGACUCACAAGCUUCAAGUUUCAAGUGCCUAGUAACCUUUAACGCUGUAAUUUAAAACUCGACAGCAUUGUAUUAUGGAAGAAACUGUACUCAAUUCUUCUUGCAAAAGGCAAAAAUCAUCCUAAAUUGUGGUCACAAUCUCCUUUCUGGUAGACUAUCCACACAUACCUCUCAUGUUUCUUCUUCGUUUGCGUUUGAGUGACUCAUUAUGUUGAAUUAGCUCGAGAGAACUGCAGAACAAUGGUGGUGCAGCAUAAAAGACACAUUUUUUAGUGUA
Cornus florida is the source of this 1188-nucleotide messenger RNA. Its product is annotated as TIP41-like protein. Gene Ontology annotation, cellular component: cytosol. Lineage: Eukaryota; Viridiplantae; Streptophyta; Magnoliopsida; Cornales; Cornaceae. The transcript has 8 exons. The record is from RefSeq and is a predicted model, not a curated record. Bases 77 to 943 code for a protein of 288 amino acids. Gene Ontology annotation, biological process: TOR signaling.